CUGGAAGAAUACUGGAGGAGUAGGGAGCUCCUCCCAUUUCUCACAGCCACCUCCAACUCUUAAAAACACUUCCAACUGCCUCCCAGCACACAACCCAGGAAGAAAACUAGUCUGUAAAAGAGACGGUGCCAAAAGGCAAAAACAAAGGAGCUGAUGGCAAAGAAGGUAGCUGUGAUUGGAGCUGGGGUCAGUGGCCUGAUUUCUCUGAAGUGCUGUGUGGAUGAGGGACUUGAGCCCACUUGCUUUGAGAGAACUGAAGAUAUUGGAGGAGUGUGGAGGUUCAAAGAGAAUGUGGAAGAUGGCCGAGCAAGUAUCUAUCAAUCUGUUAUUACCAACACCAGCAAAGAAAUGUCCUGUUUCAGUGACUUUCCAAUGCCUGAAGAUUUUCCAAACUUCCUGCAUAAUUCUAAACUUCUGGAAUAUUUCAGGAUGUUUGCCAAAAAAUUUGAUCUGUUAAAAUAUAUUCAGUUCCAGACAACUGUUCUUAGUGUGAGAAAAUGUCCAGAUUUCUCAUCCUCUGGCCAAUGGAAGGUUGUCACUCAGAGCAACGGCAAGGAGCAGAGUGCUGUCUUUGAUGCAGUUAUGGUUUGCAGUGGCCACCACAUUCUACCUCAUAUCCCGCUGAAGUCAUUUCCAGGUAUUGAGAGAUUCAAAGGCCAAUAUUUCCAUAGCCGCCAAUACAAACAUCCAGACGGAUUUGAGGGGAACCGCAUCCUGGUGAUUGGAAUGGGAAACUCAGGCUCAGAUAUUGCUGUUGAGCUGAGUAAGAAGGCUGCUCAGGUUUUUAUCAGCACCAGACAUGGCACCUGGGUCAUGAGUCGUAUCUCUGAAGAUGGCUAUCCUUGGGACUCGGUGUUCCACACGCGGUUUCGCUCAAUGCUCCGCAACGUACUGCCACGAACAGUUGUAAAACGGAUGAUAGAACAACAGAUGAAUCGGUGGUUCAACCAUGAAAAUUACGGCCUUGAGCCUCAAAACAAAUAUGUUAUGAAGGAACCUGUACUAAAUGAUGAUCUCCCAAGUCGUCUACUCUAUGGAGCCAUCAAGGUGAAAUCUACAGUGAAAGAGCUCACAGAAACUUCUGCCAUCUUUGAGGAUGGAACAGUGGAGGAGAAUAUUGAUGUCAUUGUUUUUGCAACGGGAUAUACUUUCUCUUUUCCCUUCCUUGAAGAUUCACUUGUUAAAGCAGAAAAUAAUAUGGUCUCACUGUAUAAAUACAUAUUCCCCCCUCACCUGGAGAAGUCAACCCUUGCAUGCGUUGGUCUCAUCCAGCCCCUAGGUUCCAUUUUCCCAACUGCUGAACUUCAAGCUCGUUGGGUGACACGCGUUUUCAAAGGCUUGUGUAGCCUGCCCUCAGAGAGAACUAUGGUGAUGGACAUGAUCAAAAGGAAUGAAAAAAGAAUUGACCUGUUUGGAAAAAGCCAGAGCCAGACGUUGCAGACUAAUUACGUUGACUACUUGGAUGAGCUCGCCUCAGAGAUAGGUGCAAAGCCAGAUUUCUGCUCUCUCUUGUUCAAAGAUCCUAAACUGGCUGUGAGACUCUAUUUUGGACCCUGCAACUCCUAUCAGUAUCGCCUGGUUGGGCCUGGGCAAUGGGAAGGAGCCAGGAGUGCUAUUUUCACCCAGAAACAAAGGAUACUGAAGCCGCUGAAGACUCGGUCCCUCAAGAAUUCAUCUAAUUUCCCAGCUUCCAUUCUUUUGAAAAUCCUGGGCCUUCUUGCUGUUGUGGUGGCCUUUUUUUGCCAACUUCAUUGGUCCUAGUCAGCAUAAUGCUUUGGGAUUUAUUAUCUUGUCAGUCACUACCUCUUAAAAAAAAAAAGACUAAAAGAAAAAAAUAUUAAAUUCAUCUUCUAAUUAUAAAUUUUAGAGUUAGGUAAACAAGUGAGAGGGGGAAUUGUAGAGAAUUAGCAGAAAUAUGUCUAUGUACAAAACCAAAAUUAUGUCAUGAAAUUUCUUUGCCAUUCCACGUUUCCCUCAGUUCAUCAGAGUCACCAAAAAAUAAAAUAAAAUAAUACCGUCUCAUGUAAAUAGUGCUGCCAACCCGGAUAUAGGAGAGUUGUAUGGAAAAAUAGUAGAAUUACACAGCAUGAAAAGCAGCCUAUGGUUUAAAUUAUUGGACAAUUUAAAUUGUGGGUAAAUAUUUAAAAUUCCUGAACAAUGUUUUUGAUGGUCUUCUAUCCGCCCUACCUGGUAACAAUGUUCUCAAGAUGUGAGAAGGUUGUUACCAGGUAGAGCGGAUAGAAGACCACCAUGUUUCCUUUGCUCCAUGGGGAUCACUCAAAACUACUCUAGAAAAAGUGAGAGGACAGACUUAGGAAGCAUCAGUAAUGCUCAGAUGAACUUUUAGGACCUCAUCUUAAGAUGAGGCUGUUUGCUUAGCUCAGCCACAUUUCCUAGAUUUUGACAGAAAUACUGCUGGAAAAAAUAAAAUUAAAAUGCCAUAAUAGCUACUUAACAAAUAUGUAUAUAUUUAAUACUUAUCAUAGACCAGACAUUGUGCUUUGGGCACAUCAUAUGUAUUAUUUCAUUUAAUUCUCCCAACAAUUCUGUGAGGUGGGUACAGCUAUUAAAGUCAUUUCACAGAUAAUGAAACUAAGAUUCUGAGCAGCUGAUCUUGCAAGGCAGCUGGAAUUGGAAACCAGGUUUGUUGGACUAUAGACCUAAAGAUUAUAACCUUGUCCUGUAAAACAUUUACAAAACAAUGCAUUAGUUAUAAAGAAUUUACUAACAGUUUUAUUUA
Molecule: messenger RNA, 2740 nt
Organism: Callithrix jacchus (white-tufted-ear marmoset)
Lineage: Eukaryota; Metazoa; Chordata; Mammalia; Primates; Cebidae
Gene: FMO2
Product: flavin containing dimethylaniline monoxygenase 2
Molecular function (GO): NADP binding; N,N-dimethylaniline monooxygenase activity; flavin adenine dinucleotide binding
Source: RefSeq, a predicted model, not a curated record